This is a messenger RNA of Oryzias melastigma (Indian medaka), 3985 nucleotides long. Its product is annotated as protocadherin Fat 4. Gene Ontology annotation, biological process: homophilic cell-cell adhesion; cell morphogenesis; adherens junction organization. Bases 167 to 3469 code for a protein of 1100 amino acids. The transcript is spliced from 25 exons. Gene Ontology annotation, cellular component: plasma membrane; cytoplasm; catenin complex. Gene Ontology annotation, molecular function: cadherin binding; calcium ion binding. The record is from RefSeq and is a predicted model, not a curated record. NCBI's taxonomy places the organism in Eukaryota, Metazoa, Chordata, Actinopteri, Beloniformes, Adrianichthyidae.
UUCACAUGCACACAUGCAGCUCUGACAGCAGUAAAGAUUUUCCUGCAGAAACUCGCACAGCUCUUUGCUGGUCACUGCAAAGAGUUUCUGCAAUUUGACAAAGAGAAAGUGUUCCAAAAACCUCUGGAUGGUGUUUUAAACUAUCUUGGGACAAAUACUUGCAAAGAUGAGGACUGUUUGGUGCAUGAUUGUGGGGGCUUUGAUAAUUGCUGUCCAGUCUCAGGACGGGUUAAGGAGGAGGAAGAGAGAAUGGCUCAUUCCUCCUUUAAAUAUUCCUGAAAACAGCAACGGACCCUUUCCACAAAAAAUUGCUCAAGUCCGUGCCAGUCAUGAUAAGUCAAAGAAGGUGUCUUACAGCAUCAGUGGUCCUGGAGCUGAUCAGGAUCCUCUUAACAUCUUCACGGUGGACAAGGACACUGGUGAUCUGUAUCUCACCCAACGACUAGACAGAGAGAAACAACACAGCUAUAGUAUGCUGGUUAAGGCUGUUGCUGAAGAUGGAUUAGCUACAGAGGAUCCCAUACAGAUUGUCAUCAAUGUAAUUGACAUGAAUGACAACAAGCCAGCUUUUACUGAAGACGUCUUUGCUGGAGAAGUUGUUGAGUCCUCACCAAUAGGUACUGAAGUGAUUCGGGUUACCGCUACAGAUCUUGAUGAACCUGGUUCUGACAACUCCAUCAUCAGAUACAGUAUUGAGAGCCAGGAGCCACAGGAGUCCAAUUCCUCCAUGUUCACUAUCAACCCUGUGACAGGAGUCAUUAGUGUGGGGGCUCUAGGGCUGGACAGUGAGAAAUAUCCUCAGUACACUCUGGAGGUAGAAGCUGCAGACAUGAGAGGAGAUGGUUUGACUGGAAGAGCUAAAGUUGUUGUCAAUGUGACCAAGAGUCUGGAAAGUGUUCCAGUGAUAGACCAGAGCUCUUCUCAGGACGGGUUGAGGAGGAGGAAGAGAGAAUGGCUCAUUCCUCCUUUAAAUAUUCCUGAAAACAGCAACGGACCCUUUCCACAAAAAAUUGCUCAAGUCCGUGCCAGUCAUGAUAAGUCAAAGAAGGUGUCUUACAGCAUCAGUGGUCCUGGAGCUGAUCAGGAUCCUCUUAACAUCUUUACAGUGGACAAGGACACUGGUGAUCUGUAUGUCACCCAACGACUAGACAGAGAGAAACAACACAGCUAUAGUAUGCUGGUUAAGGCUGUUGCUGAAGAUGGAUUAGCUACAGAGGAUCCCAUACAGAUUGUCAUCAAUGUAAUCGACAUGAAUGACAACAAGCCAGCUUUUACUGAAGACGUCUUUGCUGGAGAAGUUGUUGAGUCCUCACCAAUAGGUACUGAAGUGAUUCAGGUUACCGCAACAGAUCUUGAUGAACCUGGUUCUGACAACUCCAUCAUCAGAUACAGUAUUGAGAGCCAGGAGCCACAGGAGUCCAAUUCCUCCAUGUUCACUAUCAACCCUGUGACAGGAGUCAUUAGUGUGGGGGCUCUAGGGCUGGACAGUGAGAAAUAUCCUCAGUACACUCUGGAGGUAGAAGCUGCAGACAUGAGAGGAGAUGGUUUGACUGGAAGAGCUAAAGUUGUUGUCAAUGUGACCAAGAGUCUGGAAAGUGUUCCAGUGAUAGACCAGAGCUCUUCUCAGGACGGGUUGAGGAGGAGGAAGAGAGAAUGGCUCAUUCCUCCUUUAAAUAUUCCUGAAAACAGCAACGGACCCUUUCCACAAAAAAUUGCUCAAGUCCGUGCCAGUCAUGAUAAGUCAAAGAAGGUGUCUUACAGCAUCAGUGGUCCUGGAGCUGAUCAGGAUCCUCUUAACAUCUUUACAGUGGACAAGGACACUGGUGAUCUGUAUGUCACCCAACGACUAGACAGAGAGAAACAACACAGCUAUAGUAUGCUGGUUAAGGCUGUUGCUGAAGAUGGAUUAGCUACAGAGGAUCCCAUACAGAUUGUCAUCAAUGUAAUCGACAUGAAUGACAACAAGCCAGCUUUUACUGAAGACGUCUUUGCUGGAGAAGUUGUUGAGUCCUCACCAAUAGGUACUGAAGUGAUUCAGGUUACCGCAACAGAUCUUGAUGAACCUGGUUCUGACAACUCCAUCAUCAGAUACAGUAUUGAGAGCCAGGAGCCACAGGAGUCCAAUUCCUCCAUGUUCACUAUCAACCCUGUGACAGGAGUCAUUAGUGUGGGGGCUCUAGGGCUGGACAGUGAGAAAUAUCCUCAGUACACUCUGGAGGUAGAAGCUGCAGACAUGAGAGGAGAUGGUUUGACUGGAAGAGCUAAAGUUGUUGUCAAUGUGACCAAGAGUCUGGAAAGUGUUCCAGUGAUAGACCAGAGCUCUCCUGCUGAGAGGUUAAGGAGGAGGCGACGUCGCUUUUCCCUUGCUCCUAUAGGUAUCGUUGAGAACAAUAAUGGACCCUUUCCUUUAAGAAUCAAACAAUUCAGGUAUCUGAUGAACCCCGACGAAAAGAUAUCUUACACGAUCAUUGGUUGUGGAGCUGAUCCUCUUAACAUCUUUUUCGUGGAUAAGGACACUUGUGAUCUGUAUGUCACCCAACCAUUAGACAGAGAGGAAUGCAGCCACUACACAUUAAGGUUCGAAACAGUGAAUGAGAAUGGAUAUGUUGAAUAUAUAGACCCACCGUUUACCAUCAAAGUGUUCGACGAGAAUGACAACAAGCCCAUUUUUACUGAAGACGUCUUUACUGGAGAAGUUCCUGAAUCCUCACCAAUAGGUUUUUCUGUGUUGCAGGUUCAUGCCAAUGAUCGUGAUGAACUCUAUACUCCGAACUCAGACAUCAGAUACAGUAUUCAGAGUCAGAACCCACAGGAGCCCAGUCCAUCCAUGUUCACCAUAAACUCUCGGACUGGAGUCCUUACGGUUAAUGCUACAGGGCUGAACAAGGCGAAAUAUCCUCAGUAUAUUUUAGAAGUGAAAGCUGCAGAUAUGGAAGGAAAUGGGUUUUCGGCAAAGGCCAAAGUCAAUAUUACAGUGAUGGCCAAUAACGACCAUGCACCAGACUUCCCUCGUUCUUUUUACAUGACAGCGGUCAAGGAAAAUGCAGUGGGUGCUUUGGUUGCUGACAUCGUAGUAACAGAUGGGGACAAACCACAGACCUCAGCCUGGAACGCCAAGUUUAAGAUUGUUGGUGGAGAUCCUGACGGACUCUUUUCUGUGAGGACAGCUGAUGAUAACAAGCACAGAGGAAUCAUUACAACUGCAAAGGCUCUGGAAUAUGAGAGAAACAGAACUCACAUCCUGCUGGUCACAGUGGAGAACGACAUCCCCUUUUCAACUCCAAUGACCACCUCCACGGCCACAGUGCUGGUGAAUGUGCUGGACGUCAAUGAGACUCCAGGGCAAAACACGGCCUCCAACCCAGGACAGACUCAUGAACUGAUCCGUGAAUCAGUAAAGAGAACCGGAAUGGUUAUGGUGAAAAAGAACAAGAAAAACAGGACUCCAUUGCAGAUGGGCAGCAGGUAAACAGCUGAUAAAGCUGCAUCUGAUGAAGAUGAAUGGGCACCCUCAUCCUCCAGCUGCAGUUGACGUAACGUGCAUGUCUGCGAUACAAAAGGUUAACCAUUCAGUUUUGGAGAUUUUUGCUUUUGAAGGUUCAUGUUUAUUUGCAGUUUCCAAUCAAUGCUGUUCUCUCAUAUAUCAAAGGAAGCGGUGGUGGUUCAUAAAUAGUGGAAUAAAAUGUUUUGUUUUUUUUGUUGGGUUUUUUGGGGGAGUGAUAUGCAUUCAGGAUUAUAGCAAGUCUCAUCUAACUUUUUGGUAGUUGCUAGUUUGUGCUGAUUGAUUAACUUUUACCUAUUCAGUCAGAAAUUUGGGGGUUUGACAUCAACUGAGAAUGACAGAUGAAGAAAAGAUUAAACCUGAUCUCCAAAGUUCAAUUGAGUAGUUGUCACUUUCAAAGCAAGCUUUUUGUUUGAGUUUUUAUGUACUUUUGUUGCUGAAUUUUGCAUUUUGUAUCUUUCAAUAAAAGCAACAACAACAAAA